This is a messenger RNA of Sander lucioperca (pikeperch), 1755 nucleotides long. RefSeq names its product V-set and transmembrane domain-containing protein 5. Gene Ontology annotation, cellular component: dendrite; axon; plasma membrane. NCBI's taxonomy places the organism in Eukaryota, Metazoa, Chordata, Actinopteri, Perciformes, Percidae. Gene Ontology annotation, biological process: positive regulation of excitatory synapse assembly; filopodium assembly. The record is from RefSeq and is a predicted model, not a curated record. The transcript has 5 exons. Bases 420 to 1001 code for a protein of 193 amino acids.
CAGUUCACUGUGUGUUUGUGUUGCUUUGUGCAUACGUGUGAACACACACUUCCUGUUUGACAUGUUUUACCAGGUGUGUCACAGCAUGAAUACACUGGGUGAUUCAACCUAUACUGGUUUCAUUUUGCGAUAGUGUGUCUAUACAGGUGUGGGCUGGCUGGCACUGACUUGCGCAGGUAUGAAGAGAAAUCCAGCACAGUCCUGAGAGAGGAGGGAAACUACAGCACUUCUGUGACGGGAACUCUCAAAAAUAAGGUGGGAAUAGUCGCACACACAGACACCUGUACAGGUGGAAGAAGAAACCCUGGGAACGAGGAAAGGCUGUUUUGGAAGGAGAAAGACAGGAGAAUACUUCAGAAUGUGAAAUAACCCAGAGGAGAUUCUUCAACUGCGGUUCGACCAAUGGGUCUGGGAUUCCAAUGUGGCAUUUCAGGCUCUGGGAUGUACAAGAUGUUGCUGUGUUUCUCAGCAUCACAUUAUAUAUGUGUCACCUAGCUGGAGCCAUCUCCAUUCAGUCUCCCCAGAGGAGCCUGACCAGGUCGGUGCAGGAGGAUGUGUUUUUCUCAGUGGAUGUUACCUGUCUUGGGAUCCCCACCAUACAAUGGACCUUUAUGUCAGGGGCGGUGAGCCGCACCAUAGGGGCUUGGCAGCCGGGGGGGGGGGAAACUAACAUAACAGUGGAUUACAGCAGCAGAGUGCAGCCCUUCAACAAUGGCUCAAUGGGCCUGUCAGACCUGCGGCUGCAGGAUGCUGGAUACUACGUGGUCACUGUCACGGACACAGCAGGAAGCAGCAAGGAUGCUGGCUUUGUCCUGAAAGUGAACGAGGUGCUGUAUGAGGAUCUUCAGUACCUGUCUGUCUCUGCCUUAGCACUGGCCUGUGUGGCUGUCCUUCUCAUGCUGGCCACAUGGCUACUAGACAAGGCCUACAGGAAGAUAGUUGCAUGGAGACGCAAGAAAGAGAUGCCAGAAAAUGACGCAACAGAGCUGCAGCCUCUCUGAAGGACACCUGGCUGUGCUUUGUACCUGGCAGGGAAACACCACAGACUGUUACUGUGUACAUAAAAUAACCGUCAUUUUAUUUUAGUUCAACACGUUCACUUACAGCCAGGAAGAUGGCUUGUCUUUUGAAUUUGAAUUAUGAAAAACUGUGUACCGAGAUGUUUACAUUUAUUGUUGUAUACACAUGCAUUUACAUUGGGCAACAAUACAUACUGUAUUUACUGUCUAAGCAAAUUAAUUGUGUGAUUUACUUUGACUCCUGGGUUCUUUUACAAUUAUCCAAAGUUGAAUCAGGCUUUGAAAAAAGGUUUAAUAGCAGGUAGUCUGUAUCAGACCUUUGAUGCAGUAAAAAUACUGUAGAUGGAAUGAACAAUAAGUCUACUUUUCUCAUUACUUACAUUACUCAUUUUAAAAGGUGAACAAAAACCUAACACAUGGUUCUUUCUUAGAGUAAAACUGAUGAAUCAGACUAAGAAGAAAGUCAGUUUCUCUAAAAUGCUAUUGCUUAAAUCAGACAAAUUAUAAAGAUUAAGCAAAACUGCGGAAACACAUUCCUCACAAAAAAAAGACAUUAACCAGAAGUCCUUAGAAAACAUCUAAUAGCUUUAUGAUAUGACAAAUCAGCACAAAUACAUUUAGACAGACUUAACGUUUUAUUUUGUAUCAGAUUGUUUGAGGUACACACAAACAUAAAAAACAGAGCACGCCGCAGACACCACUGGAGGUGGAAAGGAAGAGAAAAGUCAAAUUUUUU